Molecule: messenger RNA, 1662 nt
Organism: Lepus europaeus (European hare)
Lineage: Eukaryota; Metazoa; Chordata; Mammalia; Lagomorpha; Leporidae
Gene: RHBDD2
Product: rhomboid domain containing 2
Exons: 4
Coding region: 49-1143 (364 amino acids)
Cellular component (GO): membrane
Molecular function (GO): serine-type endopeptidase activity
Source: RefSeq, a predicted model, not a curated record
CGGAAGGAGCCGAGGGCCGGCUCGGGGAGCGCGGGAACGCGGCGGGCCAUGGCGGCCUCCGGCGCCGCGAGCCGCAGCUGGGCUCUGUGCCCCGAGGUGCCGUCCGCCACCUUCUUCACGGCGCUGCUCUCGCUGCUGGUGUCCGGGCCUCGCCUGUUCCUGCUGCAGCCGCCGCUGGCGCCGUCGGGCCUGUCGCUGCGGUCCGAAGCGCUGCGCAACUGGCAAAUUUACAGGCUGGUGACCUACAUCUUCAUCUAUGAGAACCCGGUGUCCCUGCUCUGCGGUGCCAUCGUCAUCUGGCGCUUCGCUGGCAAUUUUGAGAGGACCGUGGGCACCGUGCGCCACUGCUUCUUCACCCUGAUCUUCACCGUCUUCUCCGCCAUCAUCUUCCUGUCCUUUGAGGCCGUGUCUUCGCUGUCGAAGCUGGGAGAGGUGGAGGAUGCCCGGGGGUUCACGCCGGUGGCCUUCGCCAUGCUGGGCGUCACGUCCGUGCGCUCGCGCGUGAGGCGCGCCCUGGUGUUCGGCGUGGUCGUGCCCUCAGGCCUGGUGCCCUGGCUCCUGCUGGGUGCCUCCUGGCUCAUCCCCCAGACGUCCUUCCUCAGCAACGUGUGCGGGCUCGCCAUCGGGCUGGCGUACGGCCUCACGUACUGCUGCUCCCUGGACCUCCCGGAGCGGGUGGCCCUGAAGCUGGACCAGAAGUUCCCCUUCAGCCUCAUGAGGAGGAUCUCCCUCUUCAAGUACAUCUCGGGCUCCUCUGCGGAGAGAAGGGCCGCCCAGAGCCGCAGGCUGAACCCCGUGCCCGGCUCCUAUCCCACACAGAGCUGCCACCCUCACCUGUCCCCGAGCCACCCUGUCACCCAGAUGCAGCACGCCGGCAGCCAGAAGCCAGCCUCCUGGCCAGCAUGCGCCCCAGGGCACACGCCCAGCCCGCCUCCAUACCAGCCUGCGUCCGGCCUGUGCUAUGUGCAGAACCAUUUUGGUCCAAGCCCUAGCUCCUCUGCUGUCUACCCAGCCUCUGUGGGUGCCUCCUUGGGGAUCCAGCCCCCUGCCCCCGACAGCUGCCCCGGCUCAGUGUACUCUGGAGCCCUGGGCACUCCAGGGGCCACAGGCGCCAAGGAGUCCUCGAGGGUCCCAGUGCCCUGAGGGAGUCUUGGCCGCCCCCAGGAGGCCGUGGGGGCCGACGUUUCUUCGCGAUUAUUUAUUGAGUGUGUCUGUGCCAGGCUGUGUUGAGUACCUGGAUCAGUGUCCCCACCUCGGUCUCCUCUGUGCCCCGACAGCUUUGUGAAGCAGGGUUUAUUGUCACAGUGUACAGAGGCAGAAGGAAGCCUUCUGUGUCGUGUGGCCCUGUGAUGGCAGCACCAGGGUUCCUAGCUGCAGGCCCAGGGUCCCCAGGGGACACGUGGGAGAUGAGGGAGCCGGCGGUGGUGGCUGGUGGCUGCCGGUGGCUUUUCCAGCUCCUCCCUCCCUCCCUGUGGUUCACAGUGCUCUUGGUUCUGUGGUGUCUGUGUCCCUGCCCUGGGGGAGCUCCUGGCUGUGUGCUGGACAGCCCCGUGUGGUGUAUCACCCCCGGGGUCACCCCGGCCCACGUGAACGAAGCUGCUUACUGAUGGGUCAUGGUGUUGCUUACUUUUGAAUAAAGAAACAGCGUCUCACAUGCCUGUA